Fusarium odoratissimum NRRL 54006 is the source of this 2650-nucleotide messenger RNA. RefSeq lists its product as uncharacterized. The transcript is spliced from 2 exons. The record is from RefSeq and is a predicted model, not a curated record. Lineage: Eukaryota; Fungi; Ascomycota; Sordariomycetes; Hypocreales; Nectriaceae. Bases 1376 to 2422 code for a protein of 348 amino acids.
AGGAUCAUCAACACCACUUCCCAAUGAGACACUGUUCAAUAAGAGGAGCCGUGAAUUGGUUAGCAUAUUCUUGGUGCCACCAGCGCCACCUCCACCGCUCAAUGCUCAAAACAUCUGGACCCUGUGGAACAUUUUAGCUGCAGAAUUAAAGACCCUGUACCCUGGAACAAGCUCCAAGCUUUGCGGCAAUUUUCGCAUAAGUCGCCUGUCGCUUAUUGAGGCCUUCACCAAGUGAUAUCCAACAGAGAGGGAAUGGAUCAGCCUUAGACGUUGAGUUCGUCCCUUUCUGCCUAGGGUGAACUCUGUCGGUGAUCUAAAUUCGGGACAGCAGCAGAUUCGAUGAAUGUCACUGGUGAUAUAGGAUGGGACGGGAUAUUAAUUGCUCUAGUGCAAGCGGCCGACAAGAGAUGAGUCUUAUAGGGCAGAGCAUUAGUGCGUCAACGGCGCAAUAUCGUUGGACGCGGCAGUUUCACCGUCAGCCUUUUUCCAUAUGUUUGGUCGACUCAACCUACAACUCAUCAACUGCAUGCAACCAGCCUUGCAGUAACAGCGUUACACUGCAUCCCAACUAUGCAAGUUGUGUAAUGGGCCAAAUGCGAGGUACGAGACUAGACCUGGGUCCAUGGCCUUGUGACCGAUCUUCGUGAAAAAGAUCAUCUGCCAACUUCCCUCCUCGUCUGCUCAUCUCUUAGACCAGGGCAGGCUAUCUAGGAUCGAUGCAGGGAUCCCAAGCAGCUGAACCCCAGUCCCCACCAACUUAUAGAGAGCAACACUGCUAAAUUAUUUGGUUCAUGGACGGUGCGUGAUGAUCGGGCAGAAUUUUGAGGAUAGUCUUAUUCGGAAUGUGGUUGGGCCGGUCUGACACUCGCACUCAUGCCCUAUUUUGGUAUAUCACGUUAACUGUAUAUGGGAACUCGUCCCAAUGGAGAUCUUCAACUCAGAGGCAUGGAAGCUUGGUAUUAGUCACUGACGAUAGACAGGUUACAGAGAAGUCAGAGCUGCCUAUAGUUCGGCAAGGUACUGUGGCGACCUGCUGCAAUUUGUAUUGGUGGAUGGUCGUGCCUCUAGCACAGACGGAUGUGGUACCCGCACGAAGCCAUCGUCAAGAUGGAGCUUCCACCUUUGACCCUGGAGAUAUUUGGUGGCGUACAUUUGAUGCAUUAGCAUAUUAACAUACCCAGCUAGUUGAUUCUAACUGGCCUGUGACUCGACGGUUGGCUUUCAGCCGUUCCAGUAGGUAGCAGCCUGUUAAUACCAGUGCUCUUAUAAAAAGAGAAAACGUCCUGUUCAGCUUGACCUGUCUUCUUCGCCCGCCAGAGUUCUCCCAACCCAAUCGUUUUCGGUGGACUUAGCCCUCUUAUACAGUCUUUCAAACAUGCUGCGAUCAACUCUUCUCCUCGCCCUCGCGGGCUUGACCUUCGCGGCUGAUAGCGUCCACUUCAGCAACUCCAAAUCAGCACAGCCAAAGGGUCUCCCCCUUCUCUCUGGCUUCACUCCUCGUCCUCAGACCCUCAGCAUGGCUGGUUCUUGCCCCGCUGGCAAGACAUCAUGCGAUAACGGCUGCAUGGAUACAGGCGCUCAGUGCUGUAACAAGGGAACAGGAGCCUACUGUGAUGAUGGCUAUCAUUGUCAAGCUGAAGGCUGCUGUGAGGAUGGAAAGUUAUGCUCUGGCCCCCCAACUGGUUGCACACCGGGCAAGGAGCUCUGCGGAGCGUAUUGUGUCACUAAGGGCGAGUGUGUCAACGGCGGAAGUGGUGGCUCUUCUGGUGGUUCCUCCGGUGGUUCUUCUGGGGGCUCAUGCUUGAGCUUUCAGGAGACCUGUGGUGAUGGUUGCAUGCCCAAGGGCAUGGUUUGCUGUGAUACUGGCUAUUGUCUCCGUGGCCAGACCUGCGGCUCCGAUGGAACUUGCAAAUAUGGUUCCGGCUCUGGUGGCAGUUCAGGAGGCUCAUCCGGCGGCUCCUCUGGUGGUAGCUGCGCGACUUACCAAGAGAAGUGUGGUGAUGGCUGCAUGCCCAAGGGCAUGGUCUGUUGUGAUACCGGAUAUUGUCUCUCUGGACAAAUCUGUAGCAGCGACGGUACUUGCAGCUAUCGCUCAAGCGGAGGUAGCAGUGGUGGUGGCUCAAGUGGCGGCUCAGACGACGACGGUGACAAGUCCAGCUUCACUCGAGAGUCCCCAACACUUACCUUCGACUCUCCCUCAUUCACGGCCCCUUCGAUCGAGCCUGUCCCCACGAUCGACGACAACAAGUUCUCUACAUUCUCUUCUUCUGCGGAACCUACCGGCCUCAGGUCUGGUGGCGACGAUAAUGGAGACAGCGGCAGUAGCAGCAGCAGCAGCAACAAUGGAGGAAGCAACAGUGGCUCUGUCUUGGUGCCUAGCUUCUUCAUGGGCCUCGUUGCCAUGGUUCCUCUUUUCCUUUAAGUUGUGCCUCGAGUAACUCGAUGAAUUCGUCAAGAUUUUACGGUUACCUUAGCGACAUGGACAAGCUGAACAAGCAUUAUGGCCUUGAGUCUUUGAAGCAAUGCAGGAGCUGGAAAUAAUGAAUGAUGUUGGCAUGGGCUUGGAAAUAUUCUUGGUACAUACCUUAGUUUCGAAUCAAUAUACCCCUGAAUCAAUCAAUGAGCCAUGCUCCGGCCUCGUAAUACUCAC